GACUACUUCAGCUGGUUUCGCUAGUUGAGAAUAACUGUCGUAAAAUCUUCCACCCCCUUUUCUGGCAGGUUCUUAACCGGUGCAUUGUGGGAAGUGUGAAAAAGGAGGACAGACACACAGAGCAAAACUUCGCCCUUUUUUGUCACUUUUCGUGAGCAUCAGAGUGUCCAAGAUGGCUGACGGUGAAGUGAGGUCCAUACACAACUGCCCUUCCUGCAAGUGCAGUAAUGCAGACCAACAGUCACUCGAGUCCCACAAUACAACUCUUCCAUCCGGCUCUACCGACAAACCAUUUGUGUGUGGAAUAUGUUGGUAUAGAACUGAUGUUGUCGACAGCUUGGUCAAACAUGUGGCCAACCACACUGUUGAGAAAAAGCGUAGUGAAAGUGACCACAACUAUAUGUUGUGUGACAAAGAAACAACAUUGGGGUCUAGUCAGGACAAGAUGGCAGCCAACAGUGAGACCAGUCAGGACAAGAUGUCAGCCAACAGUGAGACCAGUCAGGACAAGAUGUCAGCCAACAGUGAGACCAGUCAGGACAAGAUGGCUGCCAACAGUGAGACCAGUCAGGACAAGAUGGCAGCCAACAGUGAGACCAGUCAGGACAAGAUGUCAGCCAACAGUGAGACCAGUCAGAACAAGAUGGCUGCCAACAGUGGCCCCAGUCAGGACAAGAUUGCAGCCAACAGUGGGUCCAGUCAGAACAAGAUGGCAGCCAACAGUGGGCCCAGUCAGAACAAGAUGGCAGCCAACAGUGGGCCUAGUCAGGACAAAAUGGCAGCCAACAGUGAGCCCAGUCAGGACAAGAUGGCAGCCAACGGUGAUCCCAGUAAAAACAAGGUGGCAGCCAACAGUGGGUCCAGUCAGGACAAGAUGGCUGCCAACAGUGAAAAUGUUGCGACUUCUGCUACUGAUAAAGCUUUCAGGUGUGGAGAAUGUGACUUCAGCACUUCCGUCGAGCAAGCAAUCCAGAAACACAUGAUAUGCCACACCCUACCCUUCAGGUGUGGAGAGUGCGGCCACAGGGCAGUCACCAAGUACCAGAUGGAGACACACAUGAGGACACACACUCAUGUCGCAGCCAACAGUGAGCCAAGUCAGAACAAAACGGACGCCAGCACCAAGCCCAAACAGUACAAGAUAGCAGCUACUUGCAUAGGGGGUGCCAGUGUGGUAAAACAAACUGUAGGUAAGUUGUCAUUGAAUACCGGUAAUCCCUCGAAGCCUCUCAAAGCUCAAAAGCUGAACAUUUGUGGGGUCUGUGGGUUCAGGACGCCACAUCAGUAUAUAAUGACCAGACACCUAAAGGAUCACACUGGACAGAGACCAUCUGCCUGUAAGCCCAGUCAGAACAAGAUGGCAGCCAACAGUGGGCCUAGUCAGGACAAAAUGGCAGCCAACAGUGAGCCCAGUCAGGUCAAGAUGGCAGCCAACAGUGAGCCCUGUCAGGACAAGAUGGCUGCCAACAGUAGGCCUAGUCAAGACAAGAUGGCUGCCAACGCUGGGCCCAGUCAGAACAAGAUGGCAGCCAACAGUGGGCUCAGUCAGGACAAGAUGGCAGCCAACAGUGAGAUCAGUCAGGACAAGAUGGCAGCCAACAGUGGGCUCAGUCAGGACAAGAUGGCUGCCAACAGUGAGACCAGUCAGCAUACAAUGACUGGGCACCCAAACACUGAAACUGGAACAAAACCAAGUGUCCGCAAGGGUUGCAAAUUCCGGAUUGUUCACAGAAGCAUCCUAAAGCGGCAACUAAGGACUCACACAGGCGAGAAACCAAUAAUAGCUGGGGAAGAGGAAACAACUAUGAAUUCGAAGAGGACCAAGCGAAUGAGGGUCCAAACAGAAGAUGCUAGUGAUGCAGUUGGGGGAGCUGCAAAGAAGUCUAGUAGGUUUCUCUGCAAGAAGUGUCACUUUUUUACAUCUGACAAGGCUACACUGAUCAGCCACCUUAAAACUCACAGACCCGAGGACCAAGUCGAAAUAUCAACACAUAACUUCAGCAUUGGCAAAGCUACAAACGUGAUGAUCAACCAACACAUGGCAAGUCACGACUCGAGUGGGAAGCCUUGGAUGUGUGGACAGUGUGAUUAUAAGACAGCUAGGAAGGACCAGUUGAGGAAACACAUGGCAACUCAUACCCCUGAGGUAGAUAAACGUCACAAGUGCCCAGAAUGUAACUAUAAGUCAGCCAGAAAGGACCACUUGAACGCCCACAUGAAAAGACACAGCUCUAAGGUAAGGAAACCUUAUAGUUAUAGCCCCAAGGUGAAGACUGUACCUGACGAGUCUUGCCAGCAAUGUGGCUUCAAGUUCAGACCAGGCGUGCGUCCGUCGACCCACACUGGGCCGUUCUUGUGUGCAGAAUGUGGUUUCAAGACGUCCUGUAGGUUUGCGAUGGAUACGCACGCCAAGACCCACACCAUCUGCAAAAGCUGCGGCUACAAGGCGACCGACAAAUCGGACAUGGCGGCACACAAGGAAACAAGCUGCAGUCUUAAACCACAUCCGUGUACUGAGUGCGACUUUAGGGCGGCUACGAAGUACGACCUGGAACGGCACUUAAAAACUCACAAUGUCCAAAAGAAAUCUUUCAUGUGCGAGGUGUGCGGCUUCAUGACUAUGUACAGGUGUUCGCUCACGAGCCACAUGCUCACUCACUCCGAGGACAAGCCGCUGAAAUGUGGGGAGUGCGACUAUAGGACUGCGAGGAAGGGUAGUUUGAGGGACCACAUGGAAAUUCACACGGGCAGAAAAAGGUUUCUGUGUGAGGAGUGCGGCUAUAAAACUUCUAGGAAGCGUGACUUUCAAAAACACAUGGAAACACACAUAUGGAAAUAAAAAUUCAGUGUAAAAAAGGUGGCUAGAAUGCACAUAGAAACUCACAUAUACAGAUAACAUUUCUGUUUGACGUUUGUUGCUUUAAAACUUCUAGAAAGCAGGACUUGAAAAAAAAAAUUAAAAAACACAUGGAAACUCACAUAAAAUUGCUAGAAAGGGUACCUUUAUAGACGGUAAAACAUUUAACUAUGAUCUGGGGAUUUUGAGGAAGAUUUGAAAAUUGUUCUUUGUUUUGUAUUGAAUACACAAUACAUUGUAUCAAGAAUGGAGGUAUUUCACAUUAGCUGAUUAAGAAGAAGUGAAAAUGUUUUGAACUGUAUAUUUACUCCUCACUGUUGUUGAACAGUUGUAAGUCUUUUGUCUGUUGUAUAUUUCCCAAGUGCAAACUCCUUAAUAAAACUGUUAUUG
Messenger RNA from Branchiostoma belcheri (Belcher's lancelet), 3247 nucleotides. RefSeq names its product zinc finger protein 585B-like. Gene Ontology annotation, cellular component: nucleus. Gene Ontology annotation, biological process: regulation of transcription by RNA polymerase II. Gene Ontology annotation, molecular function: RNA polymerase II transcription regulatory region sequence-specific DNA binding; DNA-binding transcription factor activity, RNA polymerase II-specific. The transcript is spliced from 2 exons. The coding region runs from base 173 to 2839 and encodes 888 amino acids. Lineage: Eukaryota; Metazoa; Chordata; Leptocardii; Amphioxiformes; Branchiostomatidae. The record is from RefSeq and is a predicted model, not a curated record.